Molecule: messenger RNA, 906 nt
Organism: Podospora bellae-mahoneyi
Lineage: Eukaryota; Fungi; Ascomycota; Sordariomycetes; Sordariales; Podosporaceae
Exons: 2
Coding region: 1-906 (301 amino acids)
Source: RefSeq, a predicted model, not a curated record
AUGCUGGAUCAACACGACUUGUUCACGGCUGACGGGAUCACUCGCGACUAUCACGAGCUGGCGCUCAUCACAUCACCUUGCCUUCAUGCGAUCUGGCUGGAAGACUACGAUGGCAAGCUUUCGCCGGAGCAGGAGAGCAACACCGCCUUAAUAGGACGUCAGCUAGAUACACUUGACCAAAUUCUCACGACAGAGGGCCUCGCACCCAAUUUGCGCGAGAUCCGCUUGGAUUAUAUCCAUGUUGACCAUAUACCCUCAUCAUACCUUCAACCCUGCCCCUAUUGCUCCAGCUGGCUUCCGGAAGAUAUAGGACCAAGGGGCGCCAGGAAGCAGCAAGUCGCCAUCCAACACUUGGAGCUGAGCUGCCGUAUUGACCCUCACAGAAUCAUGGGCUUUUAUAUCCAGCGCUGGGCUCAGCUUAUUGAUCUGAGCAGUCUUCAAACCCUUAUGCAUACGGCACCAGUGGCCCCAUUUGCUCUCAACAAAUUAUUAUCUUUGCACCUCCCAGCCCUGAAGACCCUAAGCUUUCGUUGUUGGAGGAGACCAGACGCGGUAUACUUCGAAAAGGUGAAGCGCUUCCUCGCGCGCUUGCCGCGCCUCCAGGCGCUUGCAAUUAGGGGCUGGGACUGGACAAAAGCUUCGCUCGCAGACGAUUUCAGCAGCACGUCUAAUGACGAUGAAGUCGGUCGAACUUGUCAUAGCACCGUCCGAUCACUCUGGCUCGACCAUCGCACAGAUAUGCAGGUACCCUUUGCGAGGGCAUCGCUCAUAUCACUUCCGAGAUUGCACGCCUGCGCGCACUAUAUCCUCGAAUCAACACCCUUUCCCUAUCGAUUCGGCGUUCCAAAGGUGACAGAGAUAAGGUCGCAAGAAACAAGGUUAUUAGUUCCACCUUCCCAUGACUAA